This is a messenger RNA of Owenia fusiformis, 391 nucleotides long. Lineage: Eukaryota; Metazoa; Annelida; Polychaeta; Sabellida; Oweniidae. The record is from the annotation of a GenBank genome assembly.
CUGCAAAUCUGUGUUUUAGCAGGCAUUUUCCUUGCUUUACAGCUACGAUGGAAAAACAAAAAGGAAACAAGAGACAUAGUGCGAAUAGCUCUUAAACAGGACUUUUGUGCAUGGGAAACAUUCCCCUGGUUGGAGAAAGUCCAAGAAGCAAGAAGAAAUCGACUAUCUAAAACAUGCGCUAGACUUAAAUCUACAGCAAAAUACCAAAACAAAACAUCAGUAGACUUCCUAGUUGAUGAUGAGCAUAAAUUGUUAGUAUGUCCUAUCCUACUCAGUGGGGAUACAUUUUGGGAGUCAGUUAUACUGAUAUCAACAGGGAAAGUAGCAGAGAAGAACCCACUGAAGAUGUUAGAACCUAACAAUGUUAAAUUUCCACAACUGAGGACAGAUG